GAGAGCACGCAGAAACUUUGCCUUUAGCACUUGCCCCGCAGCAGCUCAAGGCUAGGACGACAUGGUCGGCACAUUGCAGCACAUCACUUUCUACAACGGCCAGAAGAUGCCCAUUGUAGGCCUGGGUACUUGGCAGGCCAAGGUGGGCGAAGUGGGUAAAGCCGUGGACGCGGCCCUAGCAGCAGGCUACAGGCACAUCGAUACCGCCUACUCCUACCGCAACGAGAAGGAAAUAGGCGAAGUGCUGAAGAAGUGGUUCGACUCUGGGAAGCUGAAGAGAGAAGACGUGUUCAUCGUCACCAAGCUGCCAUUGAUCGGUAUGCGGCAUUCUGGGGUGGAGAAGUACCUGAAGAAGUCCCUGUCCGGCCUCCAGGUGGACUACGUGGACCUGUACCUGGUACAUAACCCCAUCGGCUUCCAGGACGUGGACGAUGGAGGCUACCCCAAGGACAAAGACGGGCAGGUGCUGCUAGACAUGACCACAGACCACAUCAGCAUAUGGAAGGGGAUGGAGGCUCAGGUGGACGCUGGACGGGCGCGCUCCAUAGGGCUGUCCAACUUCAACGCGCGCCAGAUCAAGCGGGUGUGGCAAUCGGCGCGCAUCAAACCCGCGAACCUGCAGGUGGAGAUGCACGCCUACUUCCAGCAGCGAGAGCUCAGGGCCUUCUGCCGCGCGCUGGACAUCACCGUCUGCGCCUGGGGUCCACUGGGCACGCCUCAGAUCUACUCUUUCGUCGAGAAGCAGGGCGGCGAUGUCAGCAAACUGCCGAGGUAUGACCUGCUGGGAGAUCCAGUUGUGAAGCGCAUAGCGCAGAAGCACGGCAAGACCACUGCCCAGGUACUGAUCCGCUUCCUCAUGCAGUUGGAGGUCGCUGUCAUUCCCAAGAGCUCCAACCCCACUCGCGUUGAAGAGAACUUCGCGGUAUUUGAUUUCGAGCUCCCUCCAGAAGACAUGGAAGCCCUGGAAGCGUUGGACAAGGGACGUAAAGGCAGAUUGGGAAGCGAACACUCACAACCUGGGAGCGGGAGGCAUCCUGAAUGGCCGUGGUUUGAACCCUACUAGUAGAGAAGAGAAGACUACUAUCAACAGCAGUCUAGCUGCGACUGAAACGUACCUGUGUUAGAAAAUGCUCAGCUAUAUUGCAACUUCUUUUAAUGAUGUUAAAUUCGUGACAAUAAAUCGUGUACUACAAAAGAAAUCACUACGAAACCACGACAGGCAAUUUUAAUUAUUUAUCGACAUUGAAAUUAAAAAAAAAAUCCAUUCACUUUCCAAGAUUGAAAAUAAUUUGGUUUUUACUACCAUAAAUUUUUGCCUUGUAAACAUGUCAGUACUGAUUACUAUGUAACAUAUUCCCACAUUAACGAUUUAAUUCCAGUACAUGUCUGCCCUCGCAGCUACAUCCGCUAGCGUAAUUGUAAAGAGAUAGAUAGAGUUUGACCUAGUGUGUAGCACGUGGGACGGUCGACCAA
Schistocerca nitens (vagrant locust) is the source of this 1473-nucleotide messenger RNA. RefSeq names its product 1,5-anhydro-D-fructose reductase-like. Gene Ontology annotation, molecular function: aldose reductase (NADPH) activity. The record is from RefSeq and is a predicted model, not a curated record. Gene Ontology annotation, cellular component: cytosol. The transcript has 7 exons. Bases 62 to 1063 code for a protein of 333 amino acids. Lineage: Eukaryota; Metazoa; Arthropoda; Insecta; Orthoptera; Acrididae.